This is a messenger RNA of Micromonas commoda, 945 nucleotides long. RefSeq names its product mitochondrial carrier family. Gene Ontology annotation, biological process: NAD transmembrane transport. The transcript has a single exon. Bases 1 to 945 code for a protein of 314 amino acids. Lineage: Eukaryota; Viridiplantae; Chlorophyta; Mamiellophyceae; Mamiellales; Mamiellaceae. Gene Ontology annotation, molecular function: NAD transmembrane transporter activity. The record is from RefSeq and is a predicted model, not a curated record.
AUGUACGCGCUCACCGAUCCGCAGGUGAGCCACGCGCUCGCGGGAUCCGGCGCUGGCGCCAUCGCGGCGACGAUCGUGUGCCCCCUGGACGUCCUGAAAACCAGGCUGCAGGUGUCCACCCUGCGCGUCGGGGGCGACGCGUACGUGUCGACGCUUCAAUCGCUCUCCGCCAUCGCGAGGACGGAGGGCUUUGUCGGGCUCUACCGAGGGCUGACGCCGACGAUCGUGGCGCUGUUACCCAACUGGGCCGUCUACUUCACCGUCUACGAGGGUCUCAAGGAGUUCAUGGAGCCCGUGGGAGCGGCAGGGAGCCAAUCGUGGUCGUCGCCGCAUCUCAGGCACAUGGUGAGCGCCGCCGGCGCUGGCGUCGCCACGGUGCUCGUGACUAACCCGCUGUGGGUCGUCAAGACCCGGCUUCAGGUGCAGCACUCGGAGGCGCUGCGGGCGUCCAUGCCGACGCGGGUGCCCUACAGCGGCGCGUUCUCGGCGCUCGGGCGCGUCGCCGCGGAGGAGGGCGCCAGGGGAUUGUACAGCGGUUUGGCGCCGUCGUUGGCUGGGAUAUCGCACGUCGUCAUCCAGUUUCCAGUGUACGAGCAGCUCAAGCUGGAGCUCGCGUCGAGGCGGGGUAAGGCGACUGGCGAUCUCACGCCGACGGAGCUCGUGGUGGCGUCGGCGGUGGCCAAGAUGGUGGCGAGCAGCGUGACGUAUCCUCACGAGGUGAUACGAUCGCACAUGCACGUGCAGGGCCUGGGUCCGUUUGAGGGCCUGUUCGGUCUGAUCGGGAGGAUAUACAAGGACGGCGGGGGAUGGAGGGCGUUCUACCGGGGCGUGGGGACUAACCUGGUCAGGACCACGCCCGCGGCGGCGAUUACGUUCACGAGCUACGAGCUCAUAUCUCGUCAGCUCAGGGACAUAGGAGCGUUCUACCGGGAUUCGCAAGGUUAG